UGCAAAUACCAGAUUUGAUGGGAAAUGUAUAUUAUAAGACCUUGCACUCCUAUAGCACCUUUCAUUAAAAGUUGUCAUAAUGCUUUACAAACAUUAAUUAGGGAAACAUCACACCUCUGUAUUCUGAAAUCCCAUUUGCGGAUGGGGAAACUGACACAUAGAAAGAUAUGGGGUGCAGUUGUGCAAUCUUUAUUCAUGUUGGUAAUCAUUUAUUAAUAGGAACAGUCUUGCUGAAGUCAGUGAGACUACUUUCAUGAGUAAGUGCUCCUCAUUAUGAGUAAAGGUCACACACUGGACUAAGUGACUUGCCUGAGUUUAUACAGGAAGUUAGCAGUAGAACCAGGAGUAGAGCCCAGUAAACUGGACUGAUGCCCAGUACCAUGGUCUAAGUACUAGACAUGGUUUCACCCCUGUAAAAAAUAAAGCAUUCAUAUAUGACUGAUUGCACCAGUCAUUCUGCAUAAUAGCUUAAAUAUCUAGAUUUGCCACAGAAUUAAGGGAUGAAUAUAUAUCAAAAGAUAAGAUUGGUUUGUGCCUCACGUUAUAAUAGUUGUACAAAAGCAAAGAUUCUCCCUUGUACUCCAUAAAACUGUAACUGGGCUACUGAUCAGGGUGAUCUUGCCAUAAAUAAUAAAUUGGCUGACACUGAUAAAAUACAGCUUGCUUUUCUUUAUAUUUUUGUUUAAAUAGAUUUUAUAUAAAAAAUCCUGUUAGCACUGCUUACAGACAUGCCCUUCAAAUUCCUAGAAUAUACAUGCAUGCACUUCAUUUUACCUCUUAUUUUGUUAGUAGCAGUAGCAAACUAGAGUAUACUGUGCACGUUUUAAGAUGUGCUACCAAAAAAACAACAACAUUGUUAAGUAGAUUGAAGUUUUUUAGUCUUUUUGAGUCUGUAGAAUUGGCAAAUAAGACUUGGUCCAAGUUAUUAAAUAUUAAUGCAGGCACUGUAUGAAGGGGCUGAAUGUAAAUUCGUUUGAAUGCUUUGGUAGGGAAGACAUUUUUGUGUUUAUUUCUUGUGGGCAUUGGUAGUUAACCUUAUAAAUAUCUAGACUAAAAACUAUUAGCUAAAUAAUUACCUUAUGUAACUAAAAAAAUCCCGCUCUUUUGGUUUCAGAUUUUCUGCCCUUUGUAUGUGAUGGCUGUUCAGGAGUUUUUUGGUGAAUAUAAGAAGCGAGAGCAUGAAAUCGGACGAACACCGAUCUUACCCAUGCACGUAUAAGGGCUGCAAUGGAAAAGAGCUUUUACCAGUUUUAUGCCCCUACUGCAAGAAACAGUUUUGCUUAAGACACCGUCAUCAGUCAGACCAUGAGUGUGAGAAACUGGAUACCCCUAAACCUCGCAUGGCUGCUACCCAGAAGCUAGUUAAAGAUAUUAUAGAUUCUAAAAAGGAGGAGGCAGUAAGAAGCAAAAGACGGAAAGGAGCAAAAAACAGUGAAACAGCGGCAAAGGUGGCACUAAUAAAACUGAAAAUGCAUGCGUGUGGGGAUAAGUCCUUGCCACAGUGGCACCUGGCGAAGGCGAACCUAUCUAUUAUGUCUAUAGAACAUAAAAUAGAAGUUGAUGAAACCAGGGAAACAAGUAUGAAGGGGAAACAAACCAGAAAAAAACAGACAGAAAGAAUUUACUUUCAAGUGUUUUUACCUAAGGGAAGCAAGGAGAAGAGCAAACCCAUGUUCUUUUGCAGUAAGUGGAGUAUUGGCAAAGUAGUAGAUUUUGCAGCUUGCUUAGCAGACCUUAAAAAUGACAACAAGUCAACAGCCAAGAAAUUAAGGCUAUGUCAUACUGCAUCUGGAGAAGCUUUGCCAUUGGACCACACAUUGGCUACUUGGCUAUCCAAUCAAGAUUGUCCAUUAUAUAAUGGUGGAAACAUUAUUCUGGAAUACCUUGAUAAUGAAGAUCAGUUUAUAGAAAAUACAAAUUCAUAUUUAGAGUAGCUAAUUGGUGAACUGGAUGGAAACAAAGAUCACCAGAAAACACUGAGCUAAAUCCAAGCACAACUUACAUUUAGAAUGGGUUCAGACCUGAUUCAGCCCUGAGCCACCUAGACACAAUUCCCACCAACUUUAGUGGGAGUUCCAUCUGCAUAACUGUGGGUAGAAUUGAGCCCUAUCUCUAAAAAUAAAUGUAUAUUUUUAAUGUAGAACAGUUGUGGUUACUUGAAACAAUAGUUUAACCCAUUUAAUAAAUAUUUGAUGUUGGUCAAUUUGAAAUAUUUAUAAGAUAGAAAGUGUUCCAGUCACAACUGGCACAGGAUGCCUAUGGGCAAGUAAACUAACUCAUCCACCAGCUACCAGAACUUGGGAGUGGUUGAUACUGCUAAAAAGAGAAUGGAUUGGUAAGCGGGCAUCACCUCUAUGCUAUGAAUCUUUCCAUUUAUUUUAUUCUAUUGCCAUUAUGCAAUCAAAUGAAAUUUUUAUUUUCGGUUUUGUAUUUUAAAGUAUUUUUUGUACAUUACAAAGUAUUGAUGAAAACAAUAAAUGAAUUAAUAAUGUAAACUAGCAGAGUGAACAGUUAACUAAAGAGGUAAGAAGCUCUUUAUAUUAUUGGAGGGGAUACCUGGUUUGACCUAGAGCCCUUCUUCAUUCUACAUCUGCCUCUUUUGUGGCUAAACAGAGUGGCAGCCCUAUUGAACAGAACAGUCCGGUACCUUUCUAAAGCACGACAGUAAUGUAUUUUUUUAUUCUCUAUUUCUUGCUUUUAAGAAUGUACAGGACAGAGUUUGAAAAAAAAAAAAAACCCAUGUUUUACAA
Messenger RNA from Chelonia mydas (Green sea turtle), 2750 nucleotides. RefSeq names its product zinc finger AN1-type containing 1 (gene ZFAND1). Lineage: Eukaryota; Metazoa; Chordata; Testudines; Cheloniidae. Bases 1179 to 1934 code for a protein of 251 amino acids. Gene Ontology annotation, cellular component: cytoplasmic stress granule; cytoplasm. Gene Ontology annotation, molecular function: zinc ion binding. Gene Ontology annotation, biological process: cytoplasmic stress granule disassembly. The transcript has 7 exons. The record is from RefSeq and is a predicted model, not a curated record.